CUUUCGUAGAUGCGCACUCAAAUGUAGCUAUGCACUCACCAAGCAUGAAUGAUUAGUUCCGGUUAAUCACAGGAAGUUCGUCUCCACUAAAAGUACCGCCACCAUUCUUCAGAAUUUCCAAUGCUGAAGAAGAGUUCUACGUGUGUCAACAAUGUCCGUGCCUGUGGCGCUUCAGCAUCGUUGGACUGACAGAGCAGGUCUGCCGACUGUUAGCAGCUAUUGCUAAUAUUCCUUUCGACGGGAUUUGACACUUCCUCGACGAGCUGGCGAGUCUUCAUCCCAUCCGGCCUAACAUCCUGCUCAGGGGCAUCACACACUCCAUCAUUGUCGCUCUUUCCGUCUCCACCACAGCUCUAAUAGACCAGCCUGGUACUUCUUAUCAGCGCGCACACUCAACCUUAACAAUUAAUAAAACCAGCAAAACAGCCUUAAAAUCACUUGUUCAGGAGAAUCAGUGCGCUGCCCUCCAGUACCAAGUCAACGGAAAUUCUGCGGAAGCUGAAAGUCUUCACCAAAGUGCCGUGAAACUUGCAAUGCCAGGAUCCUCUGCGGUCAACAGCAAGGCUCGGGUGUACACCGAUAUCAACACAUGGAAGAACAAAGAGUACUGGGAUUAUGAUGCACAUGUGCCAAACUGGAAUAAUCAAGACAACUACCAGUUGGUGCGCAAGUUGGGGAGAGGGAAGUACAGUGAGGUUUUUGAAGCCAUUAAUGUGCCCAACAACGACAAAGUAGUCAUGAAAAUCCUCAAGCCUGUCAAGAAGAAGAAGAUCAAGCGGGAAAUUAAAAUUCUUGAAAAUCUACGUGGGGGAACCAACAUCAUCCACCUGGUUGACACAGUCAAAGACCCUGUGUCUAGAACACCAGCACUUGUCUUUGAGUACAUCAAAAACACAGAUUUUAAGGAGCUUUACCAGAAGCUGACUGACCAUGAUAUCCGUUACUACAUUUAUGAGCUUCUCAAGGCUCUGGACUACUGCCACAGUAUGGGCAUCAUGCACAGAGAUGUGAAACCUCACAAUGUAAUGAUCGACCACCAGCUGAAGAAGCUGCGACUUAUUGAUUGGGGGUUGGCAGAAUUUUACCAUCCCACUCAGGAAUACAAUGUCAGGGUGGCAUCCCGCUACUUCAAGGGCCCAGAGCUGCUUGUGGAUUACAAGAUGUAUGACUAUAGUUUGGAUAUGUGGAGUCUUGGGUGUAUGUUGGCGAGCAUGAUCUUUUUGAAGGAGCCAUUUUUUCGUGGCCAGGACAACUGUGAUCAGUUGGUCCGCAUCGCAAAAGUACUUGGCACAGACGAGCUUUUUGGCUACCUGCAGAAGUAUCACAUAGAACUGGACGCUCGCUUCAAAGACCUCCUGGGACAGCAAACACGAAAGCAUUGGCAGCAGUUCAUCCAAAAAGAGAACCAGCGCCUGGUGAGCCCAGAAGCUCUGGAUCUACUGGACAAGCUGCUAUGCUAUGACCACCAGCAAAGACUAACAGCAGCGGAGGCCAUGACACACCCCUACUUUUACCCUGUGUUGAAAGAACAGGCCAAUAAUGCAAAUACAGACAAUACCUCCAAUGCAACAUGAAAACCACAAAAAAGGAAGAAUCUUUGUUACCUCAACUGAUGGAGAUCUCUGCCUUCCCACCAACAGCCAUACUGGAGUAAGAUGCACACAGACACACACUCCUCUCAAUUAGGGGAAUCUGUGCUGAGUUUGGACCAAACUUUAUCCCCGCUUCUUUUUUUUUUUUAUAAAGCAAAGGACUGUUGUAUCAAGACAAAGCAAGGUCGGGGGGGACUACAAACAUUUGUCUGUCAUACAAAGCUGCUGUGAACAGAUAUCUAGUUCCAAUAUCAGCACUGAUCGGUUAUAAAGCGCCUUUAUUUUAUGGCGAGAACAAAACCUGUACCGAAAGAGAAUAAACAAUUAUUAUUUCAACA
Molecule: messenger RNA, 1930 nt
Organism: Entelurus aequoreus (snake pipefish)
Lineage: Eukaryota; Metazoa; Chordata; Actinopteri; Syngnathiformes; Syngnathidae
Product: casein kinase II subunit alpha'-like
Exons: 13
Coding region: 534-1574 (346 amino acids)
Biological process (GO): regulation of chromosome separation; protein phosphorylation
Cellular component (GO): cytosol; protein kinase CK2 complex; nucleus
Molecular function (GO): ATP binding; protein serine/threonine kinase activity
Source: RefSeq, a predicted model, not a curated record